CUGCCUCGUCGUUCAUCUUUAAAAAGCCGCACACUGUCCGCAGUAUCGUGUCGACGUUCGAGGUGGUAGGAUUAAAAGAUUGGCGCUCACGUCCAUCUCGGUGCUGUGUGUGUGUGUGUGUGUGUGUGAAAACAUUUUUUUUCGCGUGUCGCGUAAUGAACCGGUAGUAAGUAUAUUUCGGAUCUCCCACGACUAUACGUUGAAUUGAAUAACGAACGGUCAGCUGAGGAUAAAAUUUAAAAAAUGUGUCGGUUAUAUUUAUGAAAUAUAAUAGAAUUUUCGUGGUUAAAUUGGAGAACAAUGGCGCGCGGACAACAAGACAUUAUAUAGUAUCGCAUGUGCAUUACUGUUUUUGACUCUAUGAUGAUGCAAAAGGAACGGAUGCUACAAUAUUCGGUCCAUUAUUUGUUUUACGUCGGUCACUUUUCCGUGUUGAUUAAAUAUAAUAAAAUACAAAAAUUAGUGGAAUCGUGGUAGCUGCCGCGGUGUCGUCACACGGCGGCUGGCUCGCGGUUCAGCUGCAGAGUUCCGGGCAUCUCGUCGCGUGCUCGUUCGCCGCGAAUGUGUGAUCGCGCGCGAGCGCGCACGCCCGUCUGUGUGUGUGUGUGUGUGUGUGCGGUGCGGCGGCGGCGGCGGCGGCGGUAGUGGUUGCUCGACUGUGCUCGAUCGCAUUGUCGGAGUUCGAUGCGCCCGCGUCUUUGACCAAGUAAGGAGGAGGAUUUGGCAUUUGGCGUUUGUUCGUCGUCCGAGAAUAUACUUCAAAUUCGCUAAACUGCUGGUAACGCGUAACCUCGUUCGCACCUUCAAAUUCCCGUUUUAUUCAUUUCAUAACGUGCUGCGCUCUCGUGCAAAAUAUAUUCAAAAUGGAGGCGGCGGCGACGGCGGCGGCGGCAGGAUGAAAACAAAGUUUACUAUUUUGGUUGUGAAUCGUCGUCGUGUACGACCCCUGCCUCGAUGAUCCGAGUUCAAACAAACCGAAAUAAUUUUGAACGUAUGGCGAAUUCAUGAAAAUAUAAAAAUUUGUUCCAUGUAACUCCGCGAUAUGUAACGUUAUACACGGGGUAUACCCCGCGCGGAUCAGAGAACGAAAGAAUCCCCGACAAAGUUUAUAUAUAUAUACACACGGUAUUUUCAAAUUUUUGCGUUUCCUAUCGCGUCGAUAAAAAAAAGUAGCAGUGAUACAUGACCGAAGGACGUUUGGCGUGUCAUCCUCCGCAAAUAAGUCCCGCUAACUCUAAAAGUGUGUGAAAAGUUUAAUGUUAAAUGAGAAUUAUAAAUAAUAUAAUAAUAGGAUAAUUAAUCGGGAAUCGCGACGAAGGGCGCGGUGUGGUGCAGUGUGUUGUUUGCCUGGAUCGCGAUCAGCUGUUCGACCCCGUACAGGAGCAUGUAGCAGGCCGCUGCGAGCCGCGACUCGCCGGACCUCUCCAGAUGAUAUCGUGGCCGAAUCACCGGGACGGCGAUCGGACGUUUCGUUCUCGUUUCAUCGUUCCAUUCUCGUUGCCAGCAGAGAAAAACGAAGAGUGGAGGAAAAAUGUUGUCGUACAUGUUACCAACGGGAAACAAACCGCCACCCGGGGAGCAACCUCAGAAUUACAAUCGGGCCAAAAAUUCAAUGCUAAACGAUCAACAAAUAAUGAGGGAUACGACGAUGAGGCGUAACGAGCAGAUUGAUAAUUCAACGACGAGCGGCUCGCGAACAAUGACAACGACGCAUGAUCCCUUCGUCAUUGGAGGAACGAGCUCGAUGUCAUUGAUGAACAACCAAAUUUUCGAAAACAAAAAUCGUGAUGGUGAAACGAAUAAUCGAGGACGCGAGAGCCCCAUACGUCAAAACGGUAACGGAGUUGUCCAUUCAAACAUGAAUAAUAUGAUGAAUACGAUAACGACCGGGACGACAACGACGCUAACUGCAACGGCAACGACGGCAAUAACGACGACGACGACGACGACGACGACGACGACGACGACGACAACCACGACGACGACUGCAACAAGAAAAUCGACUCUUCACACUUCCUCGAGGGUGACCAAAGACGAUAGUCUCUACAGUAUCGACAGCGAAGCCAGUACCGUUGGCAGUGAUAGGAAAGGAAAAAUUAUCAACGGUGCCAAACAUGCCAGUCUCAAAAGGGUUUCGUUCGGCUCCAGCAAAGGAUCCAUGGUCGAGACACUCGUGUACGAAACACCCGUUCAAGAGGAGCCUGAAAAUAAUCACUUCAUGGAUCACAAUGGACGAUUACCCGCACCUAUGAUCCCCGUGCCAGAUACAGAUGAAGGCAGAGAAAAAGUGCGAGUAGCGUUUUUGGGACCUACCCCUUCGCCCGCGACUCCCGGUGUUCUUCUCCUCGAACCUCUGUUGCCCAACUCGGCCCACCUCAUAGACGGAAUGUCUUCGAGUCCUGCGGAAUUGCUCACGACGCACACCGAGCACACGUCGCCCGCCUAUCAUGCUCAGAUAAGCACGGACAGCGGAUGGGACAAUCCGUUCAGGCCGGACGGUGAUUUGUCGCGCGAGGCGGACGAGAUCGUCGAAUUGAUAAAGGGCGGCAAGCCCAUAACACCGACACCCGGACAAAAUGCACCGGCUCUGCCUGGCUGCGAGACAACCGGUAAAACAAACGAUAACGAUAAUCUCGAUUCGAGUACGAGACCGUUGUUAAACGCGAGCUCGAACGCUACGACGACGAAUCGUCUCAAUCAGGGAAAUGGAAAUGCCCACGGUACACCCGGAAAAGGAGGAAACGCGAUAUCUUCGAGCAAGCAACAACAGCCCGUCAACGAGAAGGUGACCCAACGUCAAUUCCAUUAUCCGCUAUCGAAACGACCUGUGCGUCAAUAUUAUACCGAGAAUAAACACGAUCCCGCCCAAACAACAGAUCGGCCAAUCGUCGAAUACAGCAACCGUUGAAGUUGGAAGAGUAACGGCGCAAGGUCCUGGUGACGCAUCGCAGGUCGAACACGUUACAUUGAAAAAGAAGCCCAAGUGCAAGUGUUGCGUUUUGCAGUAACGUCCGAUAACAUAUUUUAUCUAUUUAUAUAUACAUAUAAAAUAAUACAUAUAUGUAUAUAAAUAUCAAUGGGUUGCCGCGACACGACCACUACCACCACCACCAAACCCAUGACGAUUCGCCUCGUUAUCAUCCGGCCUCACAUCCGCGAACGGUUCGAACGAGAUGAAAGAAUACGCCGAGAUAGCUGCCAGGAUCGUCAACGAGGAAACGACGGCGGCUGCGGCGAAUCAAUACCACACCUCUCCGUUACAAUCGCAAAAAAUUCGCGACACACAUUUUCAGGAGAGUGUUUAUUCGAUCAAUCGAGAACCGGAGUCGUUCAACUGGAAAAUAUUGAGAGCCCGGGGCUGGAUGGUGAAAAAAAAAAAAAAAAAAAAACAAAAAAAAACAAAAGGCUGCAAAGUCGUCAACGAAUUUGAACCAGUUUAAUAGUAUCCCGCGAGAGUAUGGACGAUGAAAAACCGCUUGGCACGGACGCAACGAUCAAAACCUCGCUGAAACAAACGAAAGAAAAGUGUGCAUCGAUCGCGAACGGUCGAUCAAACAACAAAUAUAAAAAGCCCUCGAUUAUGGCGAUGGACCCCGAGGAGUUGAGAUUACGAGAGGGAGAGAAGAGAUAAAGAAAAAAUAAAAUGAUGAAAAACAAAUAAAAAUAUAUUAUAUAUAUUAUUAAAAGUAUAUUGUAGAUACAGAACGGUAGCUAUAUAGCUUAUAUGCUUUUAUUAUUGUGGCUAUCAUUGUUAAGAUUGUCGUGACACGACGAAGACGACGAAAAAAGGAAUCGCGGUAACGCCGCUGAGGAAUUACGAGUCAAGAGUUUACCGCGAGAACAAAAUGAAAAUACGAUUGGAGGGGAGAGGGAAAUAUUAAAAUUGCAUUCGUUUCGACGAAUAAUCAAAACGAACAAAAUUGGUAUUUUCAUCUCUUGUUUCCCGUCGUAUAAUAAUGUAUAAAAAUGGUACCAACCGUCUGGCGUUUGAGCCGAUCCGAGAUAAAACGGCGUGAAACCAUUGAAAUUUACAACGUUGAAAUGCAACGAAAUUGAUUUUUUAUAUUUUUCUAUUGCUUUCCAAAAAAAGGCAGAAUUGAAUUUUUUUUCGAAUACAAUUUUUUUUUUAUCGGUUUAACCGGAUCGACGAACGGAGGACCCAAAACCAGUGCAAUUGAAUCCCUUAAUAGCCUAAUUUUGCAAUGACAUUGUAUCCUAUAUCGUCGGCAUGUAUAGCGCUUCGUUGUUGCAUUACAAUGUUGUAAACUUUAAAAUGUAUACACAUUAAAGUCCGAGAUUCAAUAACUAUGCCAGUUGGGACGCGGAUUUUAUCAUAAAUCGUAUUGGCGCGACUCGAUAUUUUCAAUGGGUGCCUGAACGAUAUACGAUGUGAAUUAUUUAUUAUCAAUAAUUAGACGGACGACAGUGUUUUUCUUUUUCAAAACCUGUCGCCCCUAAUUUUUUACAUCUCAGAAGAAUCCUGUUAUGUACUUGUUCGAAUGAGUUUUAAUAACCGCACGAUCCCAACGGUGUUUCUUAUUUUUAUUUUUAUUUUUUUUCCUAUUAAAUUAUUAUUAUAAUCAUCAGCGUACAGCUACAAAUAGCUUGCAGGGCCGAGCACAUUACGAACUACGUGAAGAUUCAGAAUUUAACCUCAGCGAAUUUGUAAAUAUAGAAUUUGGCGAAAUUAUACGGGGGAAAAAAAAAAAUAUCGACCUGAUGGGGAAAUGUGAGAGAACGGAAACACACUCUUUUUGUUUUUUUUUUUUUUUACCGUAAUGCCCGGAUUAUGUGAAACACUAACGGACAUGAAAAAUCGAAAUGCAUAAAAUAAAUAGUUAUUGUUGUAAAUUAAUGUAACAAUACCGCUAGUUCUAAUAAUUUUCUUCUUUCUAUUUCGCCUACGUGUGCACAAAAUAAACAUAAAAUGCGUAAUUUUAAUAAUGACGACCAACCAAGGUGGCAAAUUUUGUUACAUUUCCGCUAUCGCUAGUUACAUCGUCGAGAUUAUUAAUUUUUUAAAUAUGUGAUUGUACAUCUUUUUUGCAGUAUGACAAAAUGCUCGUAAAAUGCUUACCAUCUUGUUAUGAUACUACCAAAAUUUACACGGUUCGGACGAAACCGAGUUUUAUCAAUUCUUGUCGAUCGUUUAACAAAAAAAAAAAAAAAAAAAAUAGUUACGCUUGAAUUUGAAUUCUAUACAAUUUAUUUAUUUCUAAAUCAUAUGCCCUUCCGGGUAUACCAUUUUUUCCGCAAAACAGAGAGAAGCUCGCGCGCAAUUCUGUUUUCAUCUUUGUUGGCUUCUUCAGCUCCUUUUUACGAUUCGUAGUUGGAGAAUUACCUUUUUAUAUAGUAGUUUUCUCGUACGUGUAACGAAUCAUUCGAAUCUCAUACAAGCGUAUUUAUUUUGUACAUGAAUAUCAUUAUUAUUUUGGAAUGAGAUCGAAUUUGUGACAAUUUUGUUGUACCAAUUGUUAUCAUUGGCUAUUCGUAUUUAUUUACGCGACAGCUGAAAAAAUUGUUUUACAUAAAAAUGUAUCUAUAUUAUUAUAGAGGCAUUCCGUGCGAUAAGAAUUCAUGUUUUCACGAAAGAUUCAUAGCGAAAAAAAAGAGAGAAUAAUAAGUUGAGCGAGCGUGAAAAAAAAUUUAUUUGGAAUGGAAAAUUGUCGCGUUCGAGUUCCUAGCCACAAAAGCGAUGCAAAAAAAACGAAUCAUCAUUAUUUACUUACUAUACAUCGCGUUGUUAUUCUUUUGUGUCAAUGUUACGAGAAAUCUCUCGCGCAGCAUCCGAUACGCGAUUUUUUAUUCGGUGCGUCGAGAAUCGUCGUGUUUCGCCGGUCACGCGAGCCAAUCGUCAAUGUUCAAGAUUAAACUUUUUCUCAAUAAAA
Molecule: messenger RNA, 5888 nt
Organism: Venturia canescens
Lineage: Eukaryota; Metazoa; Arthropoda; Insecta; Hymenoptera; Ichneumonidae
Exons: 7
Coding region: 1532-2908 (458 amino acids)
Source: RefSeq, a predicted model, not a curated record